AUGGCGAGCUUAAGGACGGCUCUUCGCCUGGCGCCACGAGCGCAGUUCGUCCGUCCAUCGCCGACCUCCCGAAUCACUCCCCUUGCCCAGCGCUGCUAUGCCGCCUCUGCGACACCGAGACCAGCGGACGACACGAAGCCUGCCAGUCAGGCAGAGCAGGCCUCCGAAGAUCUGAGCUUCCAGGGCGAGGACCCAAAUAUGAACGGAAACUACCCAGAUCCAUCGCUCACAUCUGCUCUCCCCGUUAAGAGGCAAUUCCGUGACCCAUAUGCGGACUGGUGGGAUCCUCAAGAACGUCGAAACUACGGAGAGACCGUCCACGAAGAUAACGACAUUCUCGGUAUCUUCUCGCCAGAAGAGUACACGCACUUCAAGCCUGGCUGGGGCGCAGUCCUCCUCGGCACUUUCAUAGCAUCGGUCGGCGUUCUUUGCGGUGUUGUUUACAGAUACUACCCAGAUCAGCCUGCGGUCUCGCGGACAUUCGAGGACGGUUUAGAGAAGGAACUUGGCGGGCCACUCGCUGUGAGAGCCCGCAAGUCUCACGAUGAUGUUGCUCCACUCGAUCGAUCGGUGUUAUAG
Zasmidium cellare ATCC 36951 is the source of this 579-nucleotide messenger RNA. RefSeq lists its product as uncharacterized. The transcript is spliced from 4 exons. NCBI's taxonomy places the organism in Eukaryota, Fungi, Ascomycota, Dothideomycetes, Mycosphaerellales, Mycosphaerellaceae. Bases 1 to 579 code for a protein of 192 amino acids. The record is from RefSeq and is a predicted model, not a curated record. Gene Ontology annotation, cellular component: mitochondrion.